This is a messenger RNA of Oryza brachyantha (malo sina), 990 nucleotides long. RefSeq names its product momilactone A synthase-like. The record is from RefSeq and is a predicted model, not a curated record. Gene Ontology annotation, molecular function: oxidoreductase activity. The coding region runs from base 1 to 834 and encodes 277 amino acids. The transcript is spliced from 2 exons. Lineage: Eukaryota; Viridiplantae; Streptophyta; Magnoliopsida; Poales; Poaceae.
AUGGCGGGCAUUUCCGGCGACGUCGUUGUUCCUGAGUCUGCAAGAAAGUUGGCGGGCAAGGUGGCGCUGAUCACCGGCGGCGCGAGCGGCAUCGGGGAGUGCACGGCGCGGCUGUUCGCGAAGCACGGGGCGCGCGUGGUGGUCGCCGACAUCCAGGACGAGGCCGGGGCGCGGCUGUGCGGCGAGCUCGGGGAGGGGAACGCCAGCUACGUGCAGUGCGACGUGACCGUCGAGGAGGAGGUGGCGGCGGCGGUGGACCACGCGGUGGCGAGGUUCGGGGCCCUGGACGUCAUGUUCAACAACGCCGGGAUCGGCGGCGAGGCGUGCCACAGCAUCCUGGAGAGCAGCAAGGCGGACUUCGAGCGCGUGCUGUCCGUGAACCUGGUCGGCCCGUUCCUGGGCACGAAGCACGCGGCGCGGGUGAUGGUGCCCGCGGGGCGCGGCGGGUGCAUCAUCGGGACGGCGAGCAUGGCGGCGGCGGUGGCAGGCGCGGCGUCGCACGCCUACACGUGCGCCAAGCGCGGCCUGGUGGGGCUGACGGUGAACGCCGCGGGGGAGCUGGGCCGGCACGGGAUCCGCGUCAACUGCGUCUCCCCGGCCGCGGCCGCCACGCCGCUGGCCACGCGGUACGUGGGCCUGGAGGGGGAGGCGUUCGAGGCCGCCAUGGAGGCCGUGGCCACCCUCAAGGGGGUCCGCCUCCGCGUCGAGGACAUCGCCGCCGCCGUGCUUUUCCUCGCCAGCGACGACGCCCGCUACGUCAGCGGCCACAACCUCCUCAUCGACGGCGGCUUCUCCGUCUUCAACCCGACCCUCGGCAUCUUCAAUGACUCAUGAGACACGCGGAUCGCUCCAUGCGGCGCACGAACGUCGAUCGACGCGUUGAUGUGCGUGAUCGAUCGGUUCGAUCGCGCGCUCUCCCCGGUGCGCGUUUGGCUUGUGUUUGGUUUCACGCUUUCGGCAUCAAACAAUUUGUCUUUUUCUUAAUUACUC